Messenger RNA from Cyclocybe aegerita, 708 nucleotides. NCBI's taxonomy places the organism in Eukaryota, Fungi, Basidiomycota, Agaricomycetes, Agaricales, Hemipholiotaceae. The record is from the annotation of a GenBank genome assembly.
AUGAACAGAUUCCAGGACCAUGAAAGUCUACUUUACUUGCACAAACUUGCCUAUGCUUCCGUCCAAGGCGUGCUGGACGAAAGUGUAGCAUACGGCAUUGUCAAUGAAAUGCUCAUUGAGCACAAGCAAGUCCUUGGACGAGAUUUCUUCAUCAUCUUCCCUCAACUCCGUCUCCCUUGGAACCCUGACAGGCCAAAGGACCGACGUGGCAACAUACCCGAUGUCGGCCUUGGCCGCCUUACAGGCAGCGGUGUCAGACAUCUCCAAGGAGGCAUAGAACAAAAAGUCGCCACCGAGCUGAUGAGAAACCUUCCAAAUCCUGACUCAAUCGUCCAUGAUAAAGCAGUCCAACUGUCCAUUAAUCGAGCCAUCAUUCAAGCAGAGGACCAAGUCAAAGCUGCGGUCAAGAAUGGUGCGAUCCCCUGUAACACCGCCAUCGACUGGAUUAUCGCAUCUGGUCCAUACUUCAUCAUCACGUCUUUUGGACCUUUCACCGAAGCGCAGCUCAGCACACGUUCGCAUCGGCCAAACGCAAGCGGCGAUGCCUUACUGGCAGAAAUCGCUCAAGAACUAAAGGACACUGCUGAUUCUACACCAAUCACGAAGACUUUGCACCUCAUCGGCACGGAAGAGGCUGCUGUUGCCGUUCAUAACUACCUCGUGUCAGGAGCUCAGUUAUACAACUCGACAGACCGGAAUUACCCCUAG